AUGGCUCAGGAUAUGACUGAGAAAGAGCUCCUAAAGAUGGAACUGGACCAACUGAAAAAGGAAGUGAAGCUUGAAAGACAAAUGGUCUCCAAGACAGCAAAAGAACUCAAGGAGUAUAUAGAAUCCAUGGCUGCCGAAGACCCACUCAUAAAAGGGGUCCCCGAAGACAAGAACCCAUUCAAGGAGAAGGGUGGUUGCAUCAUCAGCUGACCCUGGCCCCACCGAGAGAAGAUCUUUCUUGUCCUUCUUAUGCAAUACCAGGACUGUACAGAUUUUGCAUACCU
Molecule: messenger RNA, 284 nt
Organism: Varanus komodoensis (Komodo dragon)
Lineage: Eukaryota; Metazoa; Chordata; Lepidosauria; Squamata; Varanidae
Gene: GNGT2
Product: G protein subunit gamma transducin 2
Exons: 2
Coding region: 1-210 (69 amino acids)
Biological process (GO): G protein-coupled receptor signaling pathway
Cellular component (GO): heterotrimeric G-protein complex
Molecular function (GO): G-protein beta-subunit binding
Source: RefSeq, a predicted model, not a curated record